AUGGAUAUAUUCGAAGAGAAAGUAAAACUGGGAAUGGAUGGCGGCGAUGGCGGAUGGCAGGAUAUUCUCGCCUGGUUUCUAAAAGAGAAGGAGCGAGGAUUCCAGCAAACUCCAUGGUCACUUGUAGCCCUGUGGUAUAUCAAAAAAGGGAAUCACCCGAUUGCCGCCUAUGAUGGGCUGGCAAGAGGAUUGGCAUCAUUCGACAACGGAGCACCACAGAGACCACCCAAACCAUACAUGUGGAUAGAAAGCCAUAGAACUUAUCGAAAUAUGACAGGAACUUGCAGAACGGUCGAUGAUGAAGAGGUGGAAGAAAUAAUUGAAAAGGAAGAACUUCAUAGGGUCCCAAUCUACUUUUAUGACCAUUAUGCACCUAUCGAUGACUACUGGCCAAUAGAUGAAGUGGAUAACCUUAAAGUUGAAGAGGAAGGGGCGAAGGAAGAGGAGUUUAUUGACAAUAACCUGCUAAAUGAAGUGUCGCUGAAUUUACUCUUUGAUGAGGGGGUCACUGAUGAUGAAAUAAGGGCUUUAAAAUACAAAAUAAAAAAUGCUGACUCCGACUCUAGUUCUGAUUCUGAUUCUGAUUCCGAUUCUGAUUCCGAGUCAACCCAGUCUGAGUCUAGUCUUUCGUCUUUCCAAACUAUUGAGGCUGAUAGUGAGGAUAGCCUUGUUAAAACACCAAGGCAUAACAUCUAUUUUGAAUUUGACUCUGCAAUGUCUUUUGAAAAUUCUAGCAAUGAGAAAGAGGAUUUAGAGAAUUUCACUUUGCCUAUGAUUAAUUGUGUGGAUUUUGAUAAUCCAAUUUUUGAGGAAGAAAUUCCAAAGAAAAUUCUAGAGUUCAUCGAGAGAGAAGAAGAGAGGCACGCCAAACUUUUUUCUAAGGAAAUAAUCACAACAAACAUACCAAAGGACGACUUUCUGCUGCCUCAUAUAGACGAAUUGGUGGAUAAUACCGCAGGACAUGCAUUGCUAUCUUUCAUGGACGGGUUUUCUGGGUAUAAUCAGAUUCUGAUGUCUCCCGAGGAUAGGGAGAAAACCACUUUCACUAUGCCGUGGGGAACUUAUUGCUACCGAGUAAUGCCAUUUGGGUUGAAAAACACUGGAGCUUCUUACCAAAGAAUGGCCACGACACUCCUGCACAACAUGAUGCGAAAAGAGGUAGAGGUGUAUGUCGAUGAUAUGAUAGUAAAAUCAAAGGAAAGGGAAGGACAUUAUGAAGCACUUCGGAAGUUCUUUGAGAGGAUCCGAAUAUAUAAGUUACGUCUUAAUCCUCAAAAAUGCACUUUCAAAGUGACUGCUGGAAAAAUGCUAGGAUUUCUUAUCACCCAGAGAGGAAUCGAAGUAGACCCUUCUAAGAUACAAGCUAUCAUGGAGAUACCACCGCCAAAGACAGAGAAGGAAGUAAGGAGUUUUCUGGGAAAGGUGCAAAUCAUCAGCAGGUUUAUUUCCAAGCUCACAGACACUUGCGAACCUCUUUUCAAGCUCUUGAAGAAAGGAACAGAUUUCGAAUGGAAUCAAGACUAUCAAUAG
Rhododendron vialii is the source of this 1530-nucleotide messenger RNA. RefSeq lists its product as uncharacterized. The coding region runs from base 1 to 1530 and encodes 509 amino acids. NCBI's taxonomy places the organism in Eukaryota, Viridiplantae, Streptophyta, Magnoliopsida, Ericales, Ericaceae. The transcript has 6 exons. The record is from RefSeq and is a predicted model, not a curated record.